Molecule: messenger RNA, 2163 nt
Organism: Homalodisca vitripennis (glassy-winged sharpshooter)
Lineage: Eukaryota; Metazoa; Arthropoda; Insecta; Hemiptera; Cicadellidae
Product: cysteine-rich motor neuron 1 protein-like
Exons: 12
Coding region: 50-2029 (659 amino acids)
Molecular function (GO): protein binding; serine-type endopeptidase inhibitor activity
Source: RefSeq, a predicted model, not a curated record
GAACCGCGCAAGUAAACAGUGACGUCAUUGUGGCCUAAUAUCUUCCAAUAUGGCUACUUUUCGCCGCCCAGCUCUCAGCGCCACCUGUAUCCUCCUUUUCUUGGCGAUCCCAGUCAAACCAGAUGACCUGAAUACCGACUGUCCCCUCUGCCCCCCGGACUCGACACUCGAUAUGCCGGGCGCGGAAGGUCAGUGCGUCUGUGACCCGACGAAAUGCUCUCCUCCGCCAUCCUGCGAGUUGCCCGCCGUCCUCUCGACCAAGCCGGUCUCUGGCGUCCCAGGGGACUGUUGUGACAUUGCAGAGUGUGUCGUGCCUUCAGAACGGAACUGCACUGAGGACUCCUGCCCUGUAGAAAAGGACUGCCCGGACGACAGCUACCGCCACAGUGACGGCUGUCAAUGUCUGCCCACCCCUUGCCCUGGCAAGGCCUGUCCUCAGGGCACCUGGGCCAAGAUCAUGAGCCCUGGCACGGGCAAGCCCGGCACCUGCUGCCCUGUCUACGAGUGCAUCUCGGCCGAUUCGAAUAACACGUGCACCGACAACGGUAUUCUAAUGCAGAACGGCUCCUCGUGGUUCCGCGAGGACUGCUCCAGAUGUCGCUGUGACAGCGGCGUUAUCUUCUGCGACUCCGUGGAUGGACUAAUGAGCGACUCCUCCGCCUGCCCUGCACUGCCUCCGGACUGCUCCCUCAGCAGGAUACCCCCUGGCCAGUGUUGUCCCGUCUGCGUCAAAAGCAAGUCGGCAGACCUUGACACGCCGCCUCCUCCUGGCAGCUGUGUCACGGGGCUCUACGGGAAAGUGGUUGCCAACGGUGACCGUUGGAAGGAGGACGACUGCACUACAUGUGUGUGCAAAGAGGGUCAGCGGCAAUGUCAAGCGUACAUGUGUGAGGCGUGCGCCAACCCACAGUACGAGCCGGGCGAGUGCUGCCCUAGGUGCAACGGUUCAACGGUAGUAACUGUACCGUCUCACUGCCCCACCCUCGACGACUGUUCCCUGCGUUGUGUCCACGGGUUUGUCAGGGAUGUACACGGCUGCUUCACCUGCCAUUGCCAACAAGACGAGUGUCUCCUGGAGUGUCAACACGGAUACGCGCAGGACUCUCACGGCAACAAGCUGUGCAAAUGUGACUCCCCUCGGUGUCCUGCGCUCACCAACUGCAGGAAGAACUGUCCGCACGGCUAUCGCACCAACAAGCUGGGCUGCGAGGUCUGCCGCUGCGAGUCCUGCAAACCUUUGGAUCAAUGCACCAAGCGAUGCGCCCACGGUCUGGUGCUAAAUGCACAUAACUGCGUCAUCUGCAAGUGCAUACCCCAUGAAGGACGUUUGAAGGGCGCCUCCAACACGACCGACACUGCAGUUGGUACACCUUGCAUAUCAGACAGUAAAGUGUGGCGAGACGACGGAGAGACUUGGUUCGACGGUUGUCGACAGUGUUACUGUCUCGCUGGUCGUGAGAUGUGCUCUCUGCUCAGCUGCCCUCCUGUCACUUGCGCCUCUCCUGUUUUCAACUCUUCCAAGGACUGUUGUCCUUCCUGUCCAGGUACUCUUCAUAAAGGCACUGACAUGGUGGCUGCCUCCCACAUGGUGUGUCAGGGCGAGGAGCCUGGCAAGGUCUACGUAGAGGGUGAGAUCUGGAGGCUUUCUUCCUGUGUCGAGUGCUUGUGUCAGAGUGGCCGUGCCCUGUGUCACGCUGCAUCCUGCCCCCCAACCCCCUGCAAGCGGCCUGUGCCACCCCCGCCAGGGGAGUGCUGCCCUGUCUGCCACCAUCAACAGCUGACCAACGUCUCGUUGUCGGCCGUUUGCGAGAGGCGGCACGGAGAGACCAUGUGGCGGGAGGGCAACUGUGUGAGCUGCCUGUGCGACGACGGUAAGCCAUCCUGCUUCACGGAGCUCUGCGAAGAGCAAGUCACCUGCACCAACGCCCUGCAGGUCAAGAACCAGUGUUGCCCCGUGUGCCUCGACGAGCCUGAAGCGUUUGGAGAGGAAGCAGUGUACUGUCGACAACAUGACGUACUCUGUAGGUGACGACUGGCGGGAAGACGAGUGUACCACGUGCAUGUGUAUUGCUGGGGGUGAGAUCUCCUGCACCAAACUCGUGUGCUCCAUCAACUGCCCCAAUCCCAUCCGGAAACCCGGCAUUUGUUGUCACGUCUGCCCAG